This is a messenger RNA of Sorex araneus (European shrew), 996 nucleotides long. Its product is annotated as arylacetamide deacetylase-like 3. Gene Ontology annotation, molecular function: hydrolase activity. The record is from RefSeq and is a predicted model, not a curated record. Lineage: Eukaryota; Metazoa; Chordata; Mammalia; Eulipotyphla; Soricidae.
AUGGUGGGUCUCGUUCUGCUUUGGGCUGUCCUCUUGGUGGUCGGUGGGUUCUUGGUGGGGGCCCCACUGUGGGUGUUCUGCAGACAUUUCUACCUGGUGGACAUCCCCGCCGCCAUCAGCCACCCCAAGAAGCUCCGGUUCUUCCACUGCAUAUUUGAACUGUUGAUGACAUGGGAUUUGGUGGCCGUCAUCACCCCUCCUAGGACACCUGGACUAGGAGAAGAGCAGCUCACAUACCGCAAGAUGCCCGAGUUUAAGUAUCCUGUGGCGACCAACGACUGCCUAGCAGCCACCAUCUACUUCCUGAAGUCCUUGAACAAGUUUGGGGUGGACCCUGGCCGGGUGGUGGUCUGUGGUGAGAGCGCGGGAGGGGGAGCGUCUGUGGUGAUAUGCCAAAAACUUCUGGACAGUCCCCACCUGCCCAGGAUCCGUGCCCAGGUCCUCAUCUACCCCGCUCUCCACGGCCUGGAUUUCCAGUCGCCUUCCAACCAGCAGAACAAUGUCCCGCUGCUCCCGAAGUAUUUGGCUUCUCACUGUUAUCUCAGCUACCUAAGCAUUGACCCCUCCUGGAAAAGAGCCAUGAUAUCGGGCGCCAACUUGCCCCCAGAAAGGGAGAAGUACGGAAAAUGGUUGGGCCAUGAUAACAUCCCCGAGAGGUUUCAAGCAGAGGGGCUAUCGGCCAAAGCCCGCGGCCCCCUGAAUGAAGUCGCCUAUCAGGAGACCCGCAUGGUGCUGGAGUUAGAGGUGGCACCCCUUGCAGAGGACAAAGUGAUGUCUCAGAUGCCCGAAGCUCUCAUUGUGUCCUGCGAGUAUGAUUAUCUCCUGGACCACUCGCUCUUGUACAAGAAGAGGCUGGAGGACUUGGGCACCGUGACGUGGUGUCACUUGGAAGAUGGUUUCCAUGGAGCGCUCAUCACUGUUGACAAGGGCUUCCUGUACUUCCCCUGCUCCCGGAAAAUCAUGAAUGCCAUCGUCGAUUUUAUUAAGGGAUUGUGA